Messenger RNA from Populus nigra (black poplar), 1037 nucleotides. RefSeq names its product auxin-induced protein 22D-like. The record is from RefSeq and is a predicted model, not a curated record. Gene Ontology annotation, molecular function: protein binding. Gene Ontology annotation, biological process: regulation of DNA-templated transcription. The transcript has 4 exons. Bases 170 to 769 code for a protein of 199 amino acids. Lineage: Eukaryota; Viridiplantae; Streptophyta; Magnoliopsida; Malpighiales; Salicaceae. Gene Ontology annotation, cellular component: nucleus.
AUUCGUACAUCCCAUCUUUCUCAUCAACACGCCAACCGUUUCAUUUCAUUUCAAGAAUUAAUUAGUUCUUUCAACUCUAAGCAGAAAGUGUCGAGAAGGGAAAAACACAGAGAAAUAGAGAUUAUCUGGUUUGCAUCAAGUUAGUGUUCAAGAAUAUUUGUGAUAAGCAAUGCAGAGGUCAAUGCCAUACGAAAGCGAUCUAAAUCUAAAGGCAACAGAACUGAGGUUAGGGUUGCCUGGAAGUGAUGAGCCAGAGAAACCAUCAACUACUCCUAGUGUUAGGAGUAAUAAGAGAGCCUCGCCAGAAAUAUCAGAGGAGUCCAGGUCCAAGGGCAGUUAUAGUGUGUCCUCCAAUGUCGAAAAUGGUGAAAGAGACAUUGCCCCCCCUGCCAAGGCACAAGUAGUGGGAUGGCCACCAAUCCGAUCUUAUAGGAAAAAUUGCUUGCAACAAAAGAAAAAUGAUCAAGUGGAUGGUGCUGGCAUGUACGUAAAAGUGAGCGUGGAUGGAGCUCCUUAUCUCAGGAAGAUUGAUCUUAAGGUGUACAAGAGCUACCCAGAGCUCCUCAAAGCCUUGGAGAAUAUGUUCAAGCUUACCAUUGGUGAAUACUCAGAGAAUGAAGGGUACAAUGGAUCUGAAUUUGCUCCUACUUACGAAGAUAAAGAUGGAGACUGGAUGCUAGUUGGCGACGUUCCAUGGGACAUGUUUAUCUCCUCCUGCAAGAGGCUGAGAAUUAUGAAAGGAUCAGAAGCUAGAGGAUUGGGCUGUUGAUAAAACAAAAAACAAAACUUGAAACCUGUCAGCAAAAGGAGAUAUGGUGAUUUAGAGGAAGAGUAAUUUGGCUUGGAUUCUCCAAGAGAUUAGGUCUCUUAGGAACAGAAACAAGUUGAUCAGAUCUUCUUUUUUUGGCUUCGGUUCUCCCUCCUUGGUUUUGGUUUCCAAGAUCUGGAUAUGUAUCAAUUAAACUGUAGAGACAGAAAGACCACACUUUUUUAUCUGAAUUAUAUAUAAACGAGCGAGUCUCCAAUAUUCAGUGCUA